UCUAUACAGAGAGAGAGGUAAGAAUACACACAGUGGACACACACACUCUCUCUCAUCGCUUCUCUUUAUACUCCCAAAAUCCAAGCCGUGGCAUUUGGCUUUACACUCUAUCAUCUCUCUCAUCUCACCAGCAACUACGCAUCAAAGACUGUGUCAUCAGGACUCAUGUUUUUCCAUCCAUGUCAAUCAACAGCAAAUCUCUGUUUUCUCUCUCCUACUCUCUCUCUCUAAACGUAAAUGACAUUCCUUCCAUUUCUGUGUUCAUUCACAUGAUCUCGUAUCCUUCAAUUAAUGUUUUCGCACUUCUCGAAGUUCGUAGAUCAGACAUUUAAAGCUCCAGACUGACAUCGCCAUUCAAUUUUCUAACUUAACCUUCUCUACCUUUUUCUGUGCUUCGAUACUCUUCCGUUUCUCAUCUCUAUCUAUCUCUGUUUGCGUGAAUUUUUGGAUCAAAGACAUGAUGAAUACAGGGGAAAGGUAUCAACAGCGAAGAAAGACGCCGUCGUUUUCUUCAACUCUUCUCGACGCCAUUUACCGUUCCAUCGACGAAUCCAACGGAGAAGACGAAUUGGUGCAAGCAGAGUUGUUUGUCGGUAGAGAGAGAAAGAAGCAGAGCAAGACUAGCUUCAAACGAAACAAUGCUUCAGAAGAUGAAGAAGAGAUUGCGAGUUUUCGACGCGCUAUCAUGAUCGAGAAAUGGAUGGAGAAUCACAGUGACGGUACUCGAAUUUCUAUACUGAACAAUUCGGCCUCAAGCUCCUCAGAGUCUAGCUGUGGAGGCGUGUUUUCGUCCUCCGAAACAGAGUCCACUCACAGAGACAGAUCAAAACCAUCGGUUUUCACAGUGCAGAGACCGAAACAAAUUCGAACCGCCGUUUCGGAGAAGGCAACACAAUUCGAGCAAACGCCAAAGCGUGAAGGACGGUUCAUGAGGACGAACCUCAAAGCUUUGAAGAUCUACGGUGAUCUGAAGAAGGUUAGACCGCCGAUUUCACCUGGUGGCCGGAUCACUAAUUUUCUCAAUUCACUUUUCAAUUCAAAAAAUGCGAAGAAUGCGAAUCGCGAAGCGCUCGAAAAUUUGAGUUCAAUGCGAAAAUCGAGAUCGGUGAAGGAAUCAACCACAUCGACAUGUUCGUCGGCGUCUUCGUUUUCGAGGUCUUGUUUGAGCAAAGCACCUUUUUCGAGAGGUAAAUCGCCUGGUAAUGGAAUGAAGAGGUCCGUUAGAUUCUUUCCGGUGAGCGUCAUCGUCGACGAAGAUUGUCGUCCCUGUGGACACAAAAGUAUCUAUGAAGACGAUCCGAGCCUCAUGCCGAUUCCAAUUGUCAGAAAAAUUGCCGAGGCUGCAACGCUUAGGAAAGAGCUCAAGAACAAGUUCAUGGAGGAAAAAGAUUCAGCCUCUUAUAAUCUGAGAGAUUAUAAAGAGAAGAGGAUGAAUGCGUUUGAAUUGAGAGAUUUUCAAGAUGAAGAAGACGACGACGACGACGACGACGUUGAGAGUGAUUCGAGUUCUGAUCUGUUUGAGCUCGAAAACAUCGGUGCGAUCGGUAUGGGAACCUACAGAGAGGAGCUGCCGGUGUACGGAACGACUGAUCCGAAGAAAAAUCACGCCAUUGCGAAUGUGGUUUGAAUUUGUAGUUAAAAAUGCAUCUUCGAAAGAAAAAAAAAAUGGAAAAAUAAUCCAAUUAGCCACGUAAUAACUUGUUUGGGGAUGCAUAUAAGAAUUAGUUAUAUUUUGUUUGGAUUAGUGUCUUUCCUUUUCUUUGUCUUCUCUCCCUCUUGUUUUUUUUUUUCCUGAAUUAUUCAGUUAUGUUUAGGUUUGGUUUUGACAAAUGAAAUUGUUAUUGUUAA
Molecule: messenger RNA, 1848 nt
Organism: Cornus florida
Lineage: Eukaryota; Viridiplantae; Streptophyta; Magnoliopsida; Cornales; Cornaceae
Product: protein BIG GRAIN 1-like B
Exons: 1
Coding region: 458-1627 (389 amino acids)
Biological process (GO): auxin-activated signaling pathway
Source: RefSeq, a predicted model, not a curated record